AUGACUGCGGACACGAUGCAAACCUUUGGUUUUCCUCCGGGAUAUUUCAUUAUUCGGUCUAUUGCUUCAAAUCGGCUGCUCGAUGUCACGAACGACGAUGUCGAAGACGGCACGGAGAUAGUUCUUUGGCCGGAGAAGGACAGUUCCUUGGUCGAAUCUCGUAGAAGUCCUGAGGCCAACAACCAGGUCUUCUUCAUUGACCCCUCUGGGGCACUGUGCGCUAGAUCAUCUGGACACGCUAUAGAUAUUGAAGACGACCGCUUGGUUUUGCGUCACAGGCGUCCGGUUUCUCUCCCAUUUCCAAACAAAUACUCCCACCCACUUCCACGGUUCUUCUAUGACACCAAGAGCGGCGAGAUAACAGUCCAAUUUGAGUAUGAUCCAACAUAUCCACCUACUCCUCAAGCUACGGGUGCCUGGCGCAACAAGACCUAUGUUCUGGCUUCUAUACCUAUGCGAAAGCCGCGAACUAUCAUCGACGACGCGUCUGAGUUUCUAACCUCUGCGGUUACUGCGCCGCUGUCGUUAUUUGGGCUUGCGUCGCCUAAACCCACGCCUGAGGAGGUUUAUCGGAGUGACAUUGACAUAGGGGAAGACGAAGUUGUUGAGGAGGAACGGGGAGAGGAAGCGGAAGUAGAUGAUUCGCCUGAGGACAUCAGGAAGGUGCGGAUGCUGGCUUUGGUGGACAAGGAAAUAAGCGACAAGACACUAGGAGAGAAAGCAAGGAAUCGCAGACGCUGGCAGGUUGCGCCCUUGCGAACGGUUAAUGCGAGAACUGGUGCUUAA
This is a messenger RNA of Pleurotus ostreatus (oyster mushroom), 786 nucleotides long. RefSeq lists its product as uncharacterized. NCBI's taxonomy places the organism in Eukaryota, Fungi, Basidiomycota, Agaricomycetes, Agaricales, Pleurotaceae. The record is from RefSeq and is a predicted model, not a curated record. The transcript has 4 exons. Bases 1 to 786 code for a protein of 261 amino acids.